Trematomus bernacchii (emerald rockcod) is the source of this 2337-nucleotide messenger RNA. Its product is annotated as multiple inositol polyphosphate phosphatase 1-like. NCBI's taxonomy places the organism in Eukaryota, Metazoa, Chordata, Actinopteri, Perciformes, Nototheniidae. Gene Ontology annotation, molecular function: inositol phosphate phosphatase activity; acid phosphatase activity. The record is from RefSeq and is a predicted model, not a curated record.
AUGAGGAGAGAGCUGCUCCCCGGUGCACCUCACCGCCCUGAUCCGCCACGGGAGCCGGUUCCCCACCGUGAAGAACAUCCAGAGGAUCCGGAGGCUCAGCGAGCUGGUGGCGGCCGAAGGGGGGGCCGCAGGGGGGGGAGCGACCGGAGGAGGGACCGGAGGGGGGGCCGCAGGGGGGGCCGCAGGGGGGGGGGGCGACCGGAGGAGGGACCGCAGGGGGGGGCCGCAGGGGGGGGAGCGACCGGAGGAACGACCGGAGGGGGGACCGGGGACUGGCUGCGGGAGAUCCGGAGCUGGGAGAACUGGUACACGGAGGACAUGGACGGGCAGCUGGUGGAUAAGGGCCGGCAGGACCUCCGGCUCCUCGCCCAGCGGCUCCAGGAGCUGUUCCCCUCUCUUCUGUCGGAGCAGAGCAGCUUCAGCCUGAAGACCAGCUCCAAACACCGCUGUGUGAGCAGCAUGGAGGCCUUCAGGGAGGGGCUGCAGGUCGGGCGGUUAUCUCACUCCGUCGACGACGAGCUGCUUCGGUUCUUCGAGCGCUGCCGUGGUUACGUGGAGGGUGUGGAGAAGAACCGGACGGCGCUGGUGGAGGUUCAUCGGUUCAAAAAGGGGGGCGAGAUGGAGGGGGUCCGGGGGAGGGUCGCUAUGAAGCUGGGGCUCCCUCCCCACCUCCUCACACCAGAUCUGGUAGAAGCCGCCUUCUUCUUGUGUUCUUACGAACUCUCCAUCCGGUCCCUGAACUCACCGUGGUGCUUCCUGUUCACUGAGGAGGACGCCAGGGUGUUGGAGUAUAAGUCGGACCUGAAGCAGUUCUGGAAGCGUUUCCACGGUCAUGUGAUCAGCGGUGUCUCCAGCUGUCCGUUAUUCCACCACGUUUCAGAACGCUGGACAAAGCAGGACGCCCACGCAGAGCGACGGACGCCCCCCCCCGCCCUGACGGCCUCGGUGCUGCUGGGUCACGCCGAGACGCUGCUGCCCCUCCUCUCUCUGCUGGGGCUCUACAGGGACCCCCACCCCCCCACUGCUGACAACUACCAGCAGCAGCACGGUCGUACUUUCCGCUCCGGGCUGAUCGUCCCGUACGCAGCCAACCUGCUCUUCGUCCUCUUCGACUGUCAGCGCGGCCCUCGUCUCCAGCUGUUGCUCAACGAGAAGCCGGUUCGAUUCCCCGGUCUGCCCCACGACGACGCGCCGCUGUACCGGGACGUCCGCGCCGCGUACCGCCCCCUGCUGGACGGCUGCGACUCUGCACGCGAGUGUGAGGGCCGGGGGGCCCGCGCACCCAACACGGAGCUCUGAUUGGACGGGAGGAGGAGACAUCUGACCAAUGACAUCACGAGGUUCUUAACUAACGUCUGUGAAAUCUCCAAAUACCAAGAAAACACGUUCGGUUCAAUAACACGGGUCACAUGACCUGCUUCAAACCAUACAUGUAGAAUUUUAUUUUUCCUGAAGGAAGCUUUUAUCCCACGUGAGGCGUUCAAGGACCGUCUGAAAGUAGAAAAUCCCCCAAAUAAUUUGUGUUUCCAGAAAAGUAGUUAGCGUUUAAAGUGAAAGUGGGAAUAUUAGACAAAUUAUGAAUAUUUUUACACAACCUUUGAAUAUUCUGAAAAUGAAAAUAUUCCCCAAAAGAACCAUGUUACUCUUUGGAGUAAAUCUGGAUAAAAAUGUAUAUUGUGAUUUCAAGGAGCCACCUGACCAACGACAUCACGAGGUUCUUUAUUAACCUGUGAAAUCUCCAAAUACCAAGAAAACACGUUCGGUUCAUGUUGAAUAACACGGGUCACAUGACCUGCGUCACAUGUACAAUACGGGGUUAAAUAUGUACGGUAAGACUCUGCAGGGUUUAUCUUCGUCUGCUUCUGAGUUUUGGUUUUAAUGAAAGAAGCUUUUUUUUAAAUAAAAGCUGUUCUAGCUGUUUCUAACGCAGGCUUCUGAUUGGCUGAUAUUUGCCCAGAGACCUGCUCUCUGAUUGGCUGGUUUGAGGAGAGGAGGACAUCUGGCUGUUCGAUGUCUUCUCUCUCCAGGUGGACUCACACUUCUUCUUCUGGUCAUUAAAAAGAGUAGAUCAACAGAAACGUCACUUUUUAAACAUUGAAAGCACAAAAAAACUCUUUGAAAGCAGUUUUUUAAAGUGAAAGAGAGUCAGGAAGUGAGGAAGUGACGUUUAAAGGUUAUUAUCUGCAGGUUGUGUGAUGCAGGCGCUUCAGGUUAUAUUCUUAUUUAUUCAGGAGGAAAGGGUUAUGGGAUGUGUUUGUAUUGAUCUUUCUCUUUGACUUCAUGUUUUAGUGCCAAAUGUUUGAAGCUUAAAUUAAAACGUCUCAGAAAUAAAACAAA